Molecule: messenger RNA, 939 nt
Organism: Orbilia oligospora ATCC 24927
Lineage: Eukaryota; Fungi; Ascomycota; Orbiliomycetes; Orbiliales; Orbiliaceae
Exons: 5
Coding region: 1-939 (312 amino acids)
Source: RefSeq, a predicted model, not a curated record
AUGGGCUGUACUCUUUCUGUACCCGAGUUAGUUGGUAGCGGAACCUACUACGUCGACCCAGCAGGUGCAGGUGCUGGAGAUGCCUUUGGCGUGCCCGCUAUCUUCACGACUGGGUUUUUCACCUGCAGCGGCGGUCCUCCAUUAACCCCAGUAGUAACCCAAACCGUCUCAGGAACCACAUCAAUCUACACCUGCAACUCCUUCAACGCUGGGAUAGACACCUCACUCCUCUGCCCCGGUCUGACCCGAUCUUCCAUGACCGGAGAGUACGACAUGUCGUUCACCGCGCCUCUAGGUGGCGCCUAUACUGUCCUUGAUUCUCGACAAUGGGUUGUUAUCCAAAUCGCGGACGAACAAGUAACCGAUGGAACAACGUUUACGACAAACGCCUAUAAAACGGUCCUCGGUGGACCUACGACUGUGACACAGACUACUACUAUUGAUGAUAAUCCGGAUACGGCCACUGUGACACACACUAGUUAUGGGAGAACUAGACAUGUUGAUGUGCCGGUUACUUCAUAUACCACCGAGAUCGUCACCAAGACGACUAGCGCCAAGACUUGCGGAACUCCAACUGCUGCACGCCGCCGUAUUCGUGGUGCAUCCCCUGUCGAACCAGCGGCAGAGCCGGUUGAGUUGGUUAAGCGUCAAGCUGGAUAUCGUGGGUUCGACGGAACUCUUGGUCCAGACAGUACUCUUACCCUCUACUCUACCGUGGUUUAUGAGCCAAAUUACGUCUGGGGAACCGUCACUGUUCCAACUGCAACUGAAACCACUAUUUUCACCGUGAAUGGCAGUGGAGAAACGCUUACGUUGACCUCUACUACAAGAGUACAUGAUGCAACCACCGAGUAUACUACGAUCUCCAAAACCAAGACUGAAAAGAGCACUACCACCGUCACCAAGUACCCAACUACUUGUCCAUUCUUGUCAUCAUAG